GGAGAACAGCAAAGAAGGCUGUGCGGGGAGAAUUUUUUAAAAAGCAUCCGGGGACUGGGGUUGCUACCCCUGUCCCAGGGUCACCCUGGCCGGGAGCUGAAGAAACCCGGCUCCAUGGAACAGACAGAGACCCUGACCAGGGGUAUCGGGGCCCUACACCCUCAGGAAUGGCUUGAUGCACAGGGUUUACCGAGCCUCAGCCGAAGCUCCCCCUGGGGAGACGUGUCAGACCAGCGGGCAGCCCUGCAGCCCUGUCCGGCUGAGCCACACCUGGACGACCCCCAUGAGGAAAAGUCAGGCCUGAUCAACAUGACCAAGAUUGCUCAAGGAGGUCGCAAACUCAGGAAGAACUGGGGCCCGGCUUGGGUGGUGUUAACUGGCAACAGCCUUGUGUUCUACCGAGAGCGGCCGCCGCAGUCUGCGCCCUCCCAAGGCUGGGCGCCAGCUGGAAGCCGGCCGGAAAGCAGCGUGGACCUGCGCGGGGCUGCCCUGGCCAGCGGGCGCCACCUGUCCAGCCGCCGCAACGUCCUGCACAUCCGGACGGUCCCCGGCCAUGAGUUCCUGCUGCAGUCGGACGAGGAGCCGGAGCUGCGAGCCUGGCACCGCGCGCUGCGGGCGGUCAUCGAGCGGCUGGACCGCGAGAACCCCCUGGAGCUGCGUCUGUCGGGCUCGGGACCCGCAGAGCUGGCGGAGCUGAGCGCCGGUGAGGAUGACGAACUGGAGUCAGAGCCGGUGUCCAAGCCACUGAUCCGGCUCAGCAGCCGCAGAGUUUCCAAUCGCUGCGCAGAGGGCACUGAGCAGAAGAACCGCGUGCGGAACAAGUUAAAGCGGCUGAUCGCCAAGAGACCAACCUUGCAGAGCCUUCAGGAGCGGGGCCUGUUCCGAGACCAGGUGUUUGGUUGCCGGUUGGAGUCGCUGUGCCAAAGGGGAGGGGACACCGUGCCCAGCUUCGUCCGGCUUUGUGUGGAGACUGUGGAUAAAAAAGGUCUAGAUGUGGACGGCAUUUACCGGGUGAGCGGGAACCUGGCUGUGGUCCAGAAACUUCGCUUCCUGGUAGACAGAGAGCGGGCAGUAACCUCCGAUGGGAGAUAUAUGUUCCCCGAACAGCAUGGACAAGAAGGCAAAUUAGAUUUAGACAGUGCCGAAUGGGAUGAUAUCCAUGUGGUCACCGGGGCCUUGAAGCUUUUUUUCCGGGAGCUGCCAGAGCCUCUGGUGCCCACAACACUGCUGCCGAGUUUUCGCGAUGCCCUGGAACUUUCUGAGCCAAACCAGUGCCUCUCUGAAAUAAAAAAAUUAGUGGACUUGCUGCCAAAGCCCAACCAUGACACACUGCAGUAUAUCCUGGAGCACUUAUGCAGGGUGAUUGCUCACUCAGAUGAGAACCGAAUGACGGCCCACAACCUGGGAAUUGUGUUUGGACCAACGCUGUUCCGCCCGGAGCAGGAGACCUCUGACAUGGCCGCCCACGUGUUCUACCCUGGGCAGCUGAUCCAGCUCAUGCUUAAUAACUUCCAUAGCCUCUUCACCUGACACGGGUGGAUGGGCCAGGGAAAGGGCAUCUCCUGCCAUCUGUCAGCCAGUCUUCUGAUUCGGAGACAUCCCGUGAGUCCUCCCAAAGGACACUCUCUCAC
Molecule: messenger RNA, 1631 nt
Organism: Phodopus roborovskii (desert hamster)
Lineage: Eukaryota; Metazoa; Chordata; Mammalia; Rodentia; Cricetidae
Gene: Arhgap9
Product: Rho GTPase activating protein 9
Exons: 15
Coding region: 115-1530 (471 amino acids)
Biological process (GO): signal transduction; regulation of GTPase activity
Cellular component (GO): cytoplasm
Source: RefSeq, a predicted model, not a curated record